AUGACUCUUCGGAUGGAAAAUUGUGGUUUGAGAGUAAUAUUAGCCGGAACAUUUAAUCAUGUAACGCUAUUGAAAAAACUUUAUUUGUCCGGGAAUAAGCUUGAAAAUAUUGAAAAAGGCAUGUUCGAGGGUUUAACUACGUUACAAGUACUUGAUUUAGCUCAAAAUAAGAUUAAAAAAGUAGCUACCGAUGCAUUUUUUACAUUGGAUAAUCUUGAUUACUUGAACUUAGCAACAAAUAAGUUGACAAAACUUAAUCUCACAUUGAAUGAACCCUUUGGCAUGACAAUUGAUUUAAGAGAUAAUGCUGACCUAACUGAAAUUGAAUACACUUGCGACGAUGGACAAGAUAGAUGCAGUCUUUUGAUUAUAGAUGAUAACACAGUUGAUUUAACGUGUGACAUGAAACAUCAAUAUAUGGACGGCGUUUGUAUGUUGCAAGAAAUUCAAACAACAGAAGACUCCGUGGCUCGAGUUAAUCGGAAAUUCUUUGAAACCAACUCUGGUUAUUAUCAUUCAUCGGUUUUGAACACCGAACACUUUAAAGAAAUCAUAUUUAUCAACUCCGAUUUGUUUGACUUACCUCCGGUAUUGUUUGAGUUUUAUAAUUAUUUGGAAUAUUUGAACAUGAGUGACAACAAAAUACGCACUUUAGCACAUGACACUUUCGAAAAUGCUUCCGUUUUAGUGGAAUUAGAUCUUUCACACAAUUUAAUAUAUGAGGUGGGUCCAAAUGUAUUUGUUGGUGCAAAGGAAUUGGCUGUUGUUGAUUUGAGUCACAAUCGCAUUGAGAAUGUGGACAAGCAUGCAUUUUUUAUGCUCAAUAAAUUAACAACUCUGAUAUUAUCUAGUAAUCCUUUAAAAUUCAUCGAACUGGAACUGCGAUUCAGUUUUCCCUUGGUAUUGAAUGUUUCAAAUUGCAGCGCUAACGUUCUUCGUGUAACAAGUAACACUGAAUCCUACAUUAUGCCUUUUAGUUCGAGUGUUGUGGAUGCUAGUAAUAACGAGUUGACUGAAGUUGAUUUGUUAAAGGAUGGACCAAUCGUUUCAAUGUUAUUGGAAAAUAAUUUUGGCAAAUUAGAUUUAUCAAAUGUAACAAAUAUGAGGUCAUUAACAACGCUAAGUUUAAGAAACUCGUCUAGUACCAUUAUAAAAAAUGAAGAUUUUACAUCAAUGUCUCAAUUGGAGAGCCUGGAUUUAGCAUACACAAAUUUAAAGUUGAAAUAUGGCUUGUUUUCAUCCGAAUCGAAACUAAGAAAACUUGACUUAUCCGGUAAUCCAGGAUUGGAAUUAAAUUUUCAUAAAUUGGGAAUGUUAUCAGAGCUUGAGGAACUGCUUUUAGAUGAUAAUGAAUUACAAACACUUGCAACUUUUGAUCUUGUAAUGUUGCUGCCUCAACUGAAACAAAUUUCGUUUCUCCAAAAUGACUUUGAUUGCGAUUUGUUGGUCAAAACUAUUCUCUCACUGAAAGAACGACACAUUGAGGUCCAAUAUCCCAAAAAUGAUGAACAGGAAAAGGAGAAGGAUAAUGUAAACGGAAUCCGCUGUAACAGUCCGAGCAAGUUGCAAAGGGACUAUGCUUUGGAGCAGCAAAUAGAUCGACUUGAAAGAACAUUUUUGACGAUUUAUGCGCUUAAAAGAGCUUAUUUGUAA
Culicoides brevitarsis is the source of this 1653-nucleotide messenger RNA. Its product is annotated as insulin-like growth factor-binding protein complex acid labile subunit. The coding region runs from base 1 to 1653 and encodes 550 amino acids. The transcript has a single exon. NCBI's taxonomy places the organism in Eukaryota, Metazoa, Arthropoda, Insecta, Diptera, Ceratopogonidae. Gene Ontology annotation, molecular function: protein binding. The record is from RefSeq and is a predicted model, not a curated record.